CAAGCACGUCCAGGACCAUGCCAAUGGUGUUUCAAUGCUGCAUUAGCUGCACUAGAGAUCACAUCUGGAGCCCAUUCAUCUGUCCUCUCACGUCUUGUAGUGGCGCCAGGUGUGCAUUCUCAGGAGGUUCUGAUUGUAGUCUCCAGUGUAGAGGUGGAAAGACAACAAGAGUGAAUAGAGCAGAAAAAUGGCGUCGGCGGCUUGUCGCUUGCCCCACUGUGGGGGCCUGGCCAUGUGCGAUUUAGCUCCUCAGUUCAAAGCUCGGCCCGGCGCUAAGCAGGGACGUGUCUGCUGCAGACUCAAUGCAGUGACGUUCAGAUCACCACUGCUUCGGGAGUUUACCUCCUUCACUUCCUCAGACAUACUCAAUGCAGACAAGGUGGAAUCAAAAAGGUCAAGACAACCAUACAACGGUGGUAGGGCAGACAGUAAAGUGCGUGCGGCAGCAGGAGGUGAGGAGGGGGUCGCGGCCAAGACCGCGGAUAAAACACAACUGCUGAACUCUCUCAAAGAAGCCAUCGAGACGAAAGACUCGGAGCUUGUGAAAGGGGCCAUAGAGGGCCUGAAGGAAGCCGGCUAUGCAAGCCUCUGGAACAGCACACCAAACCUCGCUCGCAGGACUGUGUAUACACGGGAGCUGGCCACCAUGGGGAUCAAGAAUCCAGAGGCUUUGGCCAUCCCGACGUCCCAAAAUGACCUUGCCUUCCUCGUAACGGUGGUCGGAGUCACUUCCGUCGUAGCCGUAGCUGCCGGCUUCCUUCCCGGAGACUGGGGCUUCUUUGUCCCGUACCUAGUUGGCGGCAUCUCCCUAGCCGUCCUUGCGGUCGGCAGUGUGGCACCCGGGCUUCUCCAAGUAGCCACCAGCCAGUUCGGGCAGCUUUUCCCCAACAACAGAGAGCGCGUUGCAAAGCACGAGGCUGCGCAUUUCCUGGUUGCUUACAUGUUGGGCAUCCCUAUCACGGGCUACUCUUUGGACAUUGGUCGGGAGCAUACGAACCUGGUUGACUUCAAGCUGCAGAAGCGGCUCCUCGAAGGUCUCCUGAACGUGUCGGAGCUGGAAAGGUUAUCGGUAGUGGCGAUGGCGGGCCUCGCCGCUGAGGGCCUCAACUUCGACAAGGUGGAGGGGCAGACGGCGGACUUGAUGACGCUGCAGCGGCUGAUCAACCGGACCAAGCCGAAGCUGAGCAACAACGAGCAGCAGAACCUGACGCGAUGGGCGACGUACUAUGCGGCUUCAGUUAUCAAGAAUAACAAAGCUUCAUUCGAUGCCUUAGUUGAGGCGCUCAGUAGACAAGCCCCCGUAGAAGAGUGCGUUGCCGCUAUUGAGGCUGCUGCAAAGUGAGGACUCUUUGGAGAGAUGAUUACUGCCCGCUUGCGCUCUGGCGUCUCACGGGCUUAGCGAGGUGAGAAGGUAGCUACGGCUAGGUAUACGAGUUGUCAGGUUAUGAUCAGUUGCGUAGGGUGAGAAGGCGGUGCGCGAGGAGCGACACGAGGGCCGCCAGCUCAACUCGAUGCGGCAGGCUGUCACAACUACGUUUGACCUUAACAUUAAAUCGUAUCUCACUAAACAUGCUGUACGCAAAGUGAUUUGAGUCGCGGUGAUCAUGC
This is a messenger RNA of Klebsormidium nitens, 1608 nucleotides long. Lineage: Eukaryota; Viridiplantae; Streptophyta; Klebsormidiophyceae; Klebsormidiales; Klebsormidiaceae. The record is from the annotation of a GenBank genome assembly.